Molecule: messenger RNA, 813 nt
Organism: Mercurialis annua (annual mercury)
Lineage: Eukaryota; Viridiplantae; Streptophyta; Magnoliopsida; Malpighiales; Euphorbiaceae
Exons: 2
Coding region: 183-533 (116 amino acids)
Cellular component (GO): mitochondrion
Source: RefSeq, a predicted model, not a curated record
AAUGCCCUUCAUCUUCAAUAUCAUUAAUUUUUAAUUAAAAAAUUCAAUACUGGUUGCCCUCGCCUGCUCCAUAUUUACAGAUCUGCUCUUCAACAAAGUGCCGGAGACCAACAACCACUGCCAGAGACCGAUAUCCCCGACUGCCGUUUGGAAAAGUUGGAGACGAGCUCUGCCGUACAAAAAUGGAGUUUGUAAGCAGAUCAGUGAGCUUAGCAGUGAGAGCAGCCAACAGUGACGCAGUGAUAGGCGUGUGCUUGGUGGGAGCAUUCGCGGCGCUGGGUCUUCGAUCAGCAAACCAGCAAAAGAACAUAGAAGCUCUUGAAGCAGAGAAGGAUUCCCUAUUAAAAUCAAAUAAAGCAAUAAAAAAAACUAUGUGGGACUGGAAACAACAGCUCUUUGCUGAAGCUGAAUCCGGCGCCGCUUUGGUACCGCUUGCUAGACUCAAGGCCAUCUACGGUGACGGACCGUCCACUCCAAUCGGCAACUUUGUGAAGGAAGAUGUGAAAUCACCAGCCUCCAAAAUUGUAAUCUGAGUUGUUUAAAGUAUGAAUAUUAUCUUUGAUUAGCUUGCAGACCAGAAUAUAGUAGUUUCGCAACCUCCUACUCAGCGGCAGAUAAAGAAUGAAAUCAGUUUUGAGGUUAUGACCAUAAACUUUCCUGCUUUUUCCCCUUUCCCGUAGCCUGCUGCAUGACAUGUUGACUGUAGACACUCAAACAUUGUCAUACUUUUUUCACUCUUACAAACUGUACUAUAAUUAUGCCAGGGGGAUUAUCACUUUGAAGCAUUAUAUAUUGAGCAAGGGAUUGUUCUUA